AUGAAGACAAGAUCAGCAAGCGCCAACUCAGGCGCACAGAGAGUCGUCGACGGCAUCAAAGAAGAACCUGCAGAUGAGACUCUGGCUCAAGUUGAUCACGACCUUCAACCCCUUAACACUGACGCCGACAACCAUCAAACCGAUACCCAUGCAGUCGCAGAGUCCAAUCACGACCAAUCCAACACCUUCGUGUCCCGCAUGAUGACCAGAUCCUCGAGACUCAACACCCGCAUCACAUCGCCCACUGCCCCAGAACCAGGCACUCCCACUUCUACUCCCACUGCCAAACCCACCAAACAGACUCCCACCAUCAGUACUGGAAGAAAAACCAGAUCAGUCUCCGUUCCCACAACCACCACUACUACCGCCAAAGUCGCCAAAGCCACCAGAAUGCACAAACCUCUACCACCCAUCCCAGCCGUUCUUGCUCCCGCCCCAAACGCUCCCAAGAACUCCACCUCCACUUCGAAAACCUCACUCUUCAGAACCCUCUCCCCAGCCCAGAAGGUCAGCCGCAAACGCAAACUCUCCACCAUCAGGAGUACAUUGAAGCAGAAGAGUGUCGAGCAACUCACCGAUCUGUAUAACAGCACCGAAGACCCUGAUUUCCAGACGCUGAUGACCGAGGUCUAUCAUGAGAAUUGCAUGAGUAGGCUGGACGAGUGGGAGAAAUCACUUUUGGAUGAGGAUUGA
Molecule: messenger RNA, 693 nt
Organism: Aureobasidium namibiae CBS 147.97
Lineage: Eukaryota; Fungi; Ascomycota; Dothideomycetes; Dothideales; Saccotheciaceae
Exons: 2
Coding region: 1-693 (230 amino acids)
Source: RefSeq, a predicted model, not a curated record